Daucus carota subsp. sativus is the source of this 3206-nucleotide messenger RNA. RefSeq lists its product as uncharacterized. The transcript has a single exon. The coding region runs from base 137 to 3067 and encodes 976 amino acids. NCBI's taxonomy places the organism in Eukaryota, Viridiplantae, Streptophyta, Magnoliopsida, Apiales, Apiaceae. The record is from RefSeq and is a predicted model, not a curated record.
UUUGUUAGUAUAUACUGUUACUGUUCUUGUUUGUUGAAGUUGUUGUUGAGAUCUGUAUUGUUUUGGAGCUUGUGUUGUUGCUGGUGAAGUAACUGAGUCAACUCAGUAAUAGCUGGAAGUUAUCUGUGAAGUACAGAUGAAGGAAAUGGUAGUUUAUGAAGGUGUGGAUUCAGAAUUUGAUAAGGCUGUUUUAGGACUUAAACAACAGCUUAAACAUGAUGAGGAGGCUUUAGAGCACAAAUUGGUGAAAUUGGAGUCUAGUAUUGAAGUGGCAAAGCAGUUGAUGGAGAAAUUCCUGAAAAUGAAAGCUAAGGAGCAGGCAGCAGGGGGUAAAACAAAAGGUGUACAAGGUUUACAACAUCUGAAACUCACUUUUCCUAAGUUCAGUGAAGAAAAGGAUGUGGAAGACUGGUUACAAGACUGUAAUCAGUACUUUGAGGUCUUUGGAGUCAAUCACAGGAAGAAGGUGACAAUUGCAGGUAUGCACCUGGAAGGAAGUGCCAGGAGUUGGUACCACCUCUAUUCCCUUCAUAAUUCACUCUGUGACUGGGAGAAUUUUGCUGACCAGUUUACUCAAAGGUUUGGAAUGAGGAAACAAGAGUUGCUGGUUGAGAAAUUCAAGCAACUAAAGCAGAAUAAUUCAAUGGAACAAUAUUACACUGAAUUUGAAGGAAUGGUGGGGCAACUUAAGGAAAAGAUUCCAUCUCUGACAGAAGAAUAUUUCUUAGAAAGUUUUAUUGGAGGAAUGCAGGCUGAAGUACAACAAGUCCUCAAAAUUUUGACCCCUAAAUCUAGAGAAGAGGCUUACAAGAAAGCUAAGUACUUAGAGCAAACCAGAAAGGGUCACAAAGGGAAUAUUGACCAACAGCCAACCUCAGGUAAAGAAAACCAGGCUGCAGGUCAAGGUAAAUUGUUGCAGUUGGAGCCAAGGGCUCCAGAAAUAUUGGGAGUAAGUACAGGAAAGGUCACAGAACCAAGCAGGGCCAAUGUAACAGUCACAGAAGAGUCCAUCACUUCUGAGGAAGGGCAGACUCAAACUCAGCAGAUAGAAGUGUCUGUACAUGCUAUUGAGGGCCUUAAGGGAAGUCAGACUAUCACCUUGACUGGGUAUAAGAAUAAGAAGCAGUUCUCUAUUCUGGUAGAUGGUGGUAGUACCCACAGUUUCUUGGAUGAGAAGACUGCUUCACAAUUAAAAUGUGAGCUGGUCAAAACUAAACCUAUGAAAGUAAUGGUUGCAAAUGGCAAUCAAUUGGUUAGUCACUAUGAAUGUCAGGGAUUCUCUUGGAAUAUUGGCAAACACAAGUUUCAGACUCCUGUGAAAACUUUGCCCAUGGGAAGCUAUGACCUGGUGUUAGGGGUGGAUUGGUUGGGAUCCUUAGGUCCUGUCACUUUUGAUUUCAAGAGGUUAGAGAUGAAAUUUCAGAAGGGAGAGGAAAUCAUUGUGUUACAAGGAAACCAAGGUUCUGAUAAACCCAGGCUACAUCAAAUGACUGCAGAUCAGUUUGUGAAGAGUUGUGAGAGGCAAGAACAUGGACUCCUGUUUAUACUAGAUGUGGUUCACCAGCCAGCAGGAUCCCUACUUUCUCUUCAGUCUGAGGAGGGUAACAACAAAUCAGAGGGGAAUAAGGAGCAGCUCCACCACUUAUUGCAGGAGUACAGUGACAUCUUUAAAGCCCCUGAAGGGUUGCCUCCUGAGAGACAAAUAGAGCAUUCAAUUGACUUAAAAGAAGGCUCACAGCCUUUUUCUAUAAGGCCUUAUAGGAACUCUUAUAACCAGAAAAAUGAGAUUGAAAAACUAGUGGCAGAAAUGCUAGAAUCUGGUAUAAUCAGACCAAGUAGCUCACCUUUUGCAUCUCCUAUUUUACUAGUAAAAAAGAAGGAUGGAAGCUGGAGAUUUUGCAUUGACUAUAGGAAGCUAAACUCAAUGACUAUUAAGAACAAAUUUCCAAUUCCACUGAUUGAAAAGCUGUUGGAUGAGCUUCAUGGGGCUAAGUACUUCACCAAGCUAGAUUUAAGAGCUGGAUACCACCAAGUCAGAAUGAAGGAAAGGGAUGUAGAGAAGACAGCAUUUAGAACUCAUUUGGGGCACUAUGAAUUCACUGUGAUGCCCUUUGGCCUCACCAAUGCCCCUGCCACCUUUCAGAGCUUAAUGAAUGAAGUUUUCAGGCCUUACUUGAGGAGUUUUACUCUGGUCUUCUUUGAUGAUAUCUUGGUCUACUCUAAGACCAAGGAAGAUCAUUUGGUACACUUAAAGAAGGUCUUCCAGUUGAUGAGGCAAAACACUCUAUUUGCUAAGCAAUCUAAAUGUGACUUCAUGACUACUAAAGUAGCUUACUUAGGACAUGUCAUUUCACAACAAGGGGUAGCUGUGGAUCAAGCCAAGGUUGCUGACAUGGUCUCCUGGCCUCUGCCUAAGAAUUUAAAAGCAUUAAGGGGAUUUUUGGGCCUGACUGGCUACUACAGGAAAUUUGUGCAGCACUAUGGAACUAUAGCUAGGCCUCUGACAAAUUUAUUGCAGAAGGAUAGUUUUCACUGGAAUGAAGAAGCUACUAAAGCAUUUCAGGCUCUUAAGAAGGCCAUGGCUAGUACUCCUGUAUUGAGGUUACCAGAUUUCACUAAAGAAUUCACCAUUGAAUCUGAUGCUUGUAAUUCUGGCAUUGGUGCUGUGUUGACUCAAGAGGGCCAACCAUUAGCUUAUUUCAGCAAAGCAUUGGGGAUAAAAGGACAGGCAAUGUCUACCUAUGAAAAGGAAUUGAUGGCAUUAGUAGCAGCAGUGAAGAAGUGGUCUUCCUACCUAAUGGACAAGCAUUUUACUAUUAAGACUGAUCACUGGUCUCUAAAGUACUUGACUGAUCAAAAGAUCAGUAUUCUGUUGCAACAGAAAUGGAUCAGCAAGUUAUUAGGCUAUGACUACACUAUUGUGUACAGGAAGGGAAAUGAGAACACUGUAGCUGAUGCAUUGUCCAGAAGAUUUGAGGAUGAGUCAAGUGGAGGUGCUGAUAACCAUGAGGACAUGGCUGCUGUUAAGGGGGAAGGAUUGUCAGGCAAAGCCUAUAGGAAGUAUUAGUAUAUAAGUACAAGUGCAGGGCAAGAAUGUCUUUUAGUCAUUCUAUUCUGUGCUAGCUAUAAAUAGACUUGUGUGCUGUGAAUAUGCAUAUUAUGAAAUACAAAACUUCCUUUCCAAGUUACUCUCUCUCUUCUCUAAC